Daldinia caldariorum is the source of this 1834-nucleotide messenger RNA. Its product is annotated as NAD(P)-binding protein. Gene Ontology annotation, cellular component: endoplasmic reticulum membrane; lipid droplet; mitochondrial outer membrane. The transcript has 4 exons. Gene Ontology annotation, molecular function: 3-beta-hydroxysteroid 3-dehydrogenase (NADP+) activity. Bases 615 to 1607 code for a protein of 330 amino acids. NCBI's taxonomy places the organism in Eukaryota, Fungi, Ascomycota, Sordariomycetes, Xylariales, Hypoxylaceae. The record is from RefSeq and is a predicted model, not a curated record.
GGUACUAGCUUCGUUUUGAUUGACGUCACACAAGAUCCGAGGGUUCACAGCUAAGUAUCUAGGUACCUACCUCGUAUCUUAUUGAAGCCCGCCUUAUCCAUCGUUCUUAUUAGACGCAUCAUCAGACGCAUCAUCUUCGUACCUAUCUUACAUUCCAGUUGGUCUUCCCCUCUUCGAGAGUAAGCCAGUAAAGAUUCGUGUGCAAAAUCUUAUACCAGGUACCUGAGGUCCUCAUCUGUCACGCUUUAAGAUUUAUUCCGAACUUCACCAAGGCCUCUCAUAUAUCACAAAAUAACUUCGUAACUGUUGCGCCUUGUCACGAUUGUUUGGAUUUUCCCUCUUUAUAUCCACACAGUGAAAGAUUUACUACGUAAGGUAGCAUUAUUAAGCUACCUACCUGGUAGGUAAUCUUGUGGACUGGUUGGUUACCCUGAUAGAACGUACCUCAAGAGCUUGUUUAUAUUAGGUACUGCCAAUAUAAGACAGCUGGCCACCUAUCUUACGCUUAUAUCUUACACUUAUCCAUAUUACAACUUCAAGCGCCUUUCUACGAAUCGUAUAUCAUCGUAUAUCAACCAAGUCAUUGAACUGAUAAACAGAUACUCCGCUUCAACAUGACAGCCACUAUUAUCAUUACCGGGGCAAACGGCUCUGUUGCUAUUCCUGCCGUAAAUCAUCUUUUAACCAAAUAUCCGGACUACACAGCCGUUCUAACCGUCCGCAACACUGAAAAUACGGAUCCCAAUACAAAGAAGCUACACGAGACGAUUGCUAAGUUUCCUAAUGCUCAGACAUCGAUCCGCCAGCUCGAUCUAGCCGAUCUCUCCGCCGUACACAAUUUUGCAAACACCAUCGCUACUGAGAUCUCGGAAAAGAAGCUACCUCCGCUUGCCAGCAUCGUGUGCAAUGCUUACUAUUGGAAUUUGAAUGGCGAUUCAGAGCUCACUGCAGAUGGAAUCGAGAAGACAAUCCAGGUGAACCACAUUUCUCACGUUGCCAUAGUCCUUCGACUACUUGGUAGCUUCAGACCGGAAGGUGGCCGUAUUAUACUCUUCACCAGCAAUGCCCAUUUUCCCGGCAAGAAUAGCCUGGAGAAGUACCCGCCAGCCAUCGCAGUCGAUUUAGAUGCUUUAUUGCAUACCACUCCAUUUUCCGACAAGUUAGCAGGAGGCAUGCAUAUUUACGCAAAUUCCAAGUUGGCUAUUCUCAUGUGGGGAUACGCGCUGAAUAGACACCUCGAGAAAGACGAGAAGCUGCGCAAUAUUACAGCGAUAAUAAUUGAUCCUGGCAACUUGACUGACUCGCGUGCUCUGCGCACGAACACCCCUCUAUUCCUCCGGGUUGUCCAAAGGCUUGUGCUUCAACCUUUGCGGCCACUCAUUCGCCUCACAGACCCAAGCUAUCGUACAGCGGCAGAUGCAGGGAUAGAUGUAGUAGACCUUGCUACGAACAAUGUCCAUCCAGGAGAGCGUGGCUAUCUCCUCACGUUGAAAAAGGAGCCCAGUUCCCCCGAUAGUUAUAACGAAGAUACGCAGGAAAAACUGUGGGUUAAGAGCGCCGAAUGGGCAAAGAUCACUAAAGAGGACACCGCCAUUUCAAUUAUAUGAACGUCGCACAUCUGGGAAUAGAGAGAUCAGGGGAGCAAAUGUUUGAUGUUUAAGCGGGGUGUUUAAGAAUGAAGUUGUCGAAUCACAAAUUUGAUUUCCAAAUACCAGCGGACAAUUUACAUCUAAGGGAAUUCUUGGGAUUUUACGUGUACGAUAGGAGCAAGGGCUACUGAAUAAGCGUCGUUCAAUCCAGUGAGAUACCUAAUGCAAAGAUCAUUCUACUCAAC